CAGAGCUUGUGGUGUGUGACAAUUGAGAAUUGCCCCGUGGCAGUUUUCGUGGGUAGAUUCCACGCUCGCCGUUCUUCAUCCAUUUUCCAUCACAAACACAGCUUCUCCCUCUAAAUAGGUCAGCUUUUUGGCAGGCAUCAGGAGUGAUCUGAUUAAAUCUCGUUGGCCAUGCGGUGGUGGCUCUGUCUUGUCCUGGCCUUGACCGCAGCGGCACUCGCGAGGGCGGUCGAGGGACGAAAUCCGUUCGGAGCUAAUGGACUACAACGCACCACUACCACUAGGACAGGUUUCUUUUUGGGCUCAAGAAGCCCAUAUGCCCAUCUGCCAGAAUUCAAAGCUUCCCGAACAGAACUCUUGGAAAAGAUAACAACGCUCAACAACGAAAACAGCGGGCUCAAGACGCAGGUGACGGAGUAUGCGAACACACGGUCGAAAAGCAACACGUACAUGCAAAGUAUUGAAAAGUUGCUUAUGCAGCAGUUCCACGCCCGAAGAAAGAACUGGGUGCUCCGCUGCAUUGCCGCCUUGUUUCGGUUGGUCUUUGACUUCGGCAAGCAGGUCAACCAUCAGGAUUUACUCUUGGAGGAGAUACGAAAUUCGUCCUUCACAAUCCAGUUACUGGAAGAAGAAGUGACCAAGCUGCAGUUCGCAAGAACUGAUCUGGAAGAUCAGUUGGUACUGCGCAACUUCACCCUUCAAAACCUCCAGGUGCAGCUGCGAUCUGCUACCCAGGAACAGGAGAAGCUUAAGCGAUCGCUUCGAAACCGAAAGGAACGAGAGAAACACAACCGGGCCAUCGCGAAGCUUCAAGAACAGGUGGAUAAAGCCAAGAAAGAGAUCAGCCGUUUGAUUUCCCAGAAGGAUGCCCUUGCGGAGACAAAGGACAAGGAACGUCUCAGCUUUCAAUUGCGCAUAGAGCAAAAGCAAACCAAAAUAGACCGCUUGGAGGAAGAGCUUGACCAGAAACGACAACGUGUAAGCGAGCUGAAAGCAGAAGUGGCCGGAAUCCUCAAUCAACGAGACAAUCUGGUCGCCCGUGAUCACGACUAUGCAGAGAUGCAAAGAGAAAACAGUCAAAUGAAAGCUGAACGUAUUGGAUUGCAAACAAGGAUCAACAUCCUUGAGGCUACAGUUCAAAGCGCACAGGCAGAGGAGGAGCAAAGUCUCGAGGUUCAACGCCGAACUCUUCAGUCAAAGAUAGACUCACUGGGGAAGGAGAGAAAACGCCUCGAUGAGGCAAACGCCGAGCUCUCGAGAAAGUUGGAUCGUUUGGACCACGAGAACCUCAUGGCGAAGGCCAAAGAGGCAAGUCAGCAGCAGGCAGUUGAAGCUCAGGUCAGGCGGGAGCUGAAGGCAAGCAUGAGCAAUGACCGAAAGGAGCUUACAGCAAGAAUCCAUAGUCUAGAAUCAGAACAAUCACGCAGUAAGGAGGAAAAUGAAGAACUGAAGAGUGAACUGUCCAGCCUGCAACAAAAGUACGAUGAGGCAGUAGAGAAACAACAAAAUCAGGCCGAUGAGCACGAGAUGGACGAGUUUUUGGCGGACCGAGAUUCGUGGAAGGAACGAGCAGACAAACUAGAGGCAAAGGUCGCUCUGGCCCACAACUCAGCGGAAGCAGCGUCCCAAGAAAACAUCUCUUUGAAACAGCAACUAAAGGAAGCCCAGGAGACGAACCGAGCCCUCCAAUCAAGGGCGACAGAGGCCGAGCGAGUCCUGUCCGAGAAGCAAGAAAAUAGUGGUACCACAGACGAUUACACUAACAAUUCACUGGAGCUAGAGAUCUUACAACGCCAAUGGAAGCAAACUCAACAGCAAAGUCGUGCAAAACUUGCGGAAAUAGCAAAAAAUGGACACGAAGAUUGCUGUCAAGAAGUGCUCAUUAGCAACGACAAUACACAAGAACAUAUGGAAAAGCUUGCCCACACGUGGCGGGAGAACCAUGACCAAGCUCGCAAGAGGCUUGAAGAACUGUCAAAGACCACUGACGGCCGAAAGAGUACUCCAUUUGUCCCCCGCGGUACUGUCAGACCCGCGUUUGGAUUGACACCACGCAAUAAAGGAGAUUGAUGACAGGCUCGUUGCCAGCAUUUGCGAUACGGAUGCAUGAUGAUUGAAUGUUUCGGUUUGAAGUUACACAUGAUAAGGACAGCAACGUUCUUCACGUGUGAGCUAAUAUUCUGCUUUCACAAUUAGAGAUUCAGAGUCGUCCUCCCACUUCCCAUCCCUCUUACCGCCAUUGUCGUUUUUGCAUGGAAAGUUUGCUGCCAAUGUAGGCGUCCAUCGUCCAACAACCAAAUGACCAUUCUUGACCCACCGUUCCCCACGUUGCUCCGUUUCAAACUGAUGGAUCAUGGUAUCCCUCCAGUGCUUUGUGACUGGUGAGAACGCACGAACCUUGGACAAAUCAUAGGUUUCCCAUGGAUCUCGCGUCAAACAGAACAACUGUUCUUGACCAAUCCAAACAUGGUAAAUGUAUUUCCACAAUCCACACGACUCCUCUCCGCCAUCAUCGGUGAACUCAAAUCGUCCCACAAUGGCAUUCCAUUGAAUGUCAGCUCUGUACUGUGUUGCCAAUUCCAGGUCCAACCAGGACCGGACUUGAUGAUUCACGUCUCCACCACUCUUCACAAUUGGUAUCAAGGACUUGCCAUUCACCAAAGGAUCUUUUUGUUUCACCUUGCCCAACAAACCAAGAUAGUCGUAGAUUGUCACCGCAAUAUCGCGGGUUUCCACCAACGCUGGACUCCUAUUGGGUGUGUCCAUGAUUGUGUUGGACGAACCAUCAGCCGCUGGAACUUUGACAACAAGAUUGACGUGCGAGCUUCCUUCAUAAGGAUACCCCUUGCGCCACAUGUUGCUAAAAAAAGACGAUAAGCGACAUGUUGAGAAACAUCUUUGCUGCAAAAACAAACUGUCAUCUUCGAUUAAAAAAUGUAGAAGUCCACUCACUGAUCCCCAUUCAUAUCACCAUGAUCCGUGGUCCAGAUAAUCAAAGAGGAAUCCCACAAGCCAUGUUCUUUGAGCCAUUGAAAAAUGGUCCCCAUGCCUUCAUCGACAAACUCGCAGCUGGCCAGAUACCCAGCACGAGAAUGCCGAGCCACUUCAUCUCCAGGGUCACCAAACCAAUCCGAAGCACCCAUGGGUGUAGAAUUGGCGUAUCUAAUAUCCCAGCUGGUAUUAUUGAUGAAUCGUUUGGGGACAUGUCCUUGCAAUCGUUUGUCGAGUAACCUCGCCGGGGGAUCAUAGGGUGAAUGAGGGCGGUGGUAACUGACUUUGAGAAACAUUUUUUGGUUGGAAUUAUUGGAAAAAUCAAAGGAAUUCAAGUAUUUCAGAGCUUGUCGUGUCGUCCAAGGCGUAGGAUGUUCACUUUCAUUAACUCCACCAUAAGGACAUGCUCGCCACUCAUUGUAGGUCAAUCCAUGUUCACAGGUGACACUGAGCGGAUCCACUCCAGGAUGUAAGUUGUCCCAAUAUUCCAUAUAUUCGUCAGGAUGAGGUUGACGGGUCAAGGCAUCGUAUACUUGCCGAUGUUGAUAUCCCUGUCCAGCGUAUUCCCCGGAUGGAUGCCAUCCAAAAUGGUUCUUGCCCACCGAAAAGGUUUCGUAACCUCCCAUAUCCUGCAGCACCUGCGGCAAGGUGGUGGGGUAACUACUGCAAUUGACCGUGUAAGCGUACCCCAACAUGCCAUGUGCCCAAGGAGACUUUCCCGUCAGCAAUCCUGCUCUAGCCGGUGUGCAAAUGGGAGUGCUCACGUAGGCAUUGGAGAAGGUAGUGGCGUGAGGAUCCAACGAGAAGGUAUGAUACAAAUUGGGUGUGAUUUCCGGAGUAAAGGCAUCUUGGCGAAAUUGAUCCGUCAUCAACAAGAGAAUCAACUGUGGAGCAGCUGUUGCAUUCACCAUGAUGGACUAGCUAGCUACCUGGUAGUCGAGUGGAUAGGAGGAAGGGAGCAAAGAAGUAAAGAUAGCUGAAUGCAGGAGAAUACUUGGUCGUCUUCUAUCUGAUGU
Molecule: messenger RNA, 4004 nt
Organism: Seminavis robusta
Lineage: Eukaryota; Bacillariophyta; Bacillariophyceae; Naviculales; Naviculaceae
Source: the annotation of a GenBank genome assembly